AUGAUAAUUAUCGCGUCAUCAGUGUCUGUGCACAGGCAGACAGCAUUAGCAGUAGCGAUAGCAUCGACAACAGCAGCAAAAAGCAGCAGCCCAGCAGCAGCACCAGCGGUUUCGUCCCAGCAGUCCCGUGUUCCGCAUCAGGGAGAGGAGGAGGCCACCGCAAUGGCGAGCGCCCCAUCAGGGCCACCCCAGCCACCGGCCAUCCUCCGGCUGAAGAACAGGGAUGAUAUCGAGCUGCCCGUAGUCCUCGGCAGCGGCACAAGGGCCACAGUCAUGGCCGGCCUCGUCGAUGGGGAGUGGACGGCGUUCAAGAUAGCCGCGCCGCAGGAGGGGAGCCAGCAGGUCUCACGCUCCAUCUGCAGGGAGAUGGAGGCCGAGAGAGUGACCAUGGAGAGGCUGCAGCAGCGGCAGAGGGAGAGGAACGAGAGGGGCUCUUCCUCAACCUCUACGACCAUGCUGGCCCCUCAGACGGCGCGACCUUCCGCGCCAGCCCAUCCGCCCCACCACAGCAGUGCGUGUACCUCGCCGAGGAGGUCAUCAAAACCCCCCAUGCGCCAAGACAUAUGUGUCCUUAUCCGAUCUGCUACGGAAGGAAGGACACAACCUGGCGGCCAUCUCGGCAGCCCACCCGCCCACACAGCCGGCCGACCAGAAGGCCAUGGGGAUAAUUGAUAAGUUGUUGACGACGGUGAGGGCGCUGCCUGAGGGAGUGAGGGGGCAUCGGAGGGCACUCGACGACUACGACACCGUGCUCCUCGACCACUGCGUGAACAACAUCUACCUGCGUAGGACCGCCAUGGGUAAGGCUAUCAUGCAGACAGACCAUCACAGAGGCAGAGAAAGGGGGAUGACUGCGCUUUGGCUUGUGUAUUGUGUGUGGUUCUUUGUCUGCCUGCCUCAGGUGGCGGCGUAUCUGACCUGCCCGGUGUGCUGUUCAUCGACCACGGCAACACGCUCCACGCUCGCCAACCCGGCCCCCUACUGUGCCGCAGCGACGGCACCAUCCCCCCACCCUUAUACCCCCAGAAGGCGGCUCUCGCCCCGCUUUCUCCGGCCACGGUGGAACAGGAACAGCAGCUGCCUGUCAACACGCAGUUCUGCGGGUCGCCAGAGCAGUCGCUCCACUGGUACCGCCGGAACCACCUCGCCGACGAGUGGAUAAGGUGGGUGGGCGCCUUUUGGACUCUUCACCACUGAGGGGUGGGAGGUACGGGGGGCAGACGGCCAGGUGUCUCGCUGGGGUCGUUAAAAUCGUUGCCUACAUUUUAUAUUCGACAGAGUCAUAUCUCUACGGUAUCGCAGCACACCACCUUGCCCAAGAGAUCACUUGAAGGGGUGGCGACUAUGGAGCACAACAACCCAGCAGCCGAGGCCAUCUGGAUGGGGGAGAGGACGGUGGUAUUUAACUAUGCCGUCACCAUCCACAACGUGCUGCGGUCGGAGAGGUGGCAGCAGUCCCUCGAGCGGCUCGAGGCGUGGGCUGACAAGUCCUACAUCAAGGCCGACGACGGCGCCACUGAGCACAAGAAACAGUGA
Molecule: messenger RNA, 1536 nt
Organism: Vitrella brassicaformis
Lineage: Eukaryota; Vitrellaceae
Source: the annotation of a GenBank genome assembly